UUCCCCAUUUAGUGAGUUCAUUUUUAUAAUUUCGUCUUCAUCGUGCUAGUAGUAUAAAAUUAGUGCUGCCAACUCCAAUAAUAUCCAGACCGUUUCGGACCCAAAUAAACACAACUAAAGAUACUUUCCACACACCUGAAAGUCGGUAAAUCAACGAGUUGAUUGUAUCAAAAUAAACAAAAUGCGACUUUAUUGCUUAAGCAACGAUUUGGCAAAACAUUGUUAUGUUAUUACAUUCAAGGGACUCCGUAUUAUGCUAGACUGUGGCCUCACAGAGCAGACGGUGCUCAACUUUUUGCCACUUCCAUUUGUGCAGAGCGUGAAAUUAUCAAACCUCCCAAAUUGGAUAAUAAACCGCGAACAUGAUCCCCAAAUGGACGGCGAACUAAAGGAGUGCUGCGGUCGAGUUUUUGUUGACUCUGCGCCUGAGUUUACCCUACCCAUGGAUAAGAUGGUCGAUUUUAGUGAGAUUGAUGUGAUAUUAAUAUCUAACUAUCUGAAUAUGCUGGCGCUGCCCUAUGUAACGGAGCACACUGGUUUUAAAGGAAAAGUGUACGCAACAGAGCCCACAUUGCAGAUCGGCCGUUUCUUCCUAGAAGAGCUAGUGGAGUACAUUGAAGUUGCGCCUAAGGCGAGCACGGCACAUUUGUGGAAAGACGUUUUACAUUUAUUGCCUAGUCCAAUAAGUGAGGCGUUUCGGCCAAAAAAAUGGAAAACUAUAUUUAGUUUGAAGGAUGUGCAUAACAGCCUUGCUCGUGUAACCAUUAUGGGUUACGAUGAAAAACUGGAUAUAUUGGGUGCUUUUAUAGCAACGCCAGUCAGUUCAGGAUAUUGCUUAGGCUCGAGUAAUUGGGUGCUGAGCACGGCACACGAAAAAAUCUGUUACGUUAGUGGGUCAUCAACACUAACCACCCAUCCACGCCCUAUUAAUCAAUCUGCACUUAAACACGCAGAUGUGUUAAUAAUGACAGGCCUAACACAGGCCCCUACUGUUAAUCCAGAUACGAAGUUGGGCGAACUAUGCAUGAACGUCGCACUAACUAUACGUAAUAAUGGAUCUGCAUUGAUACCCUGUUACCCUUCUGGCGUGGUGUAUGAUCUUUUUGAGUGUCUUACGCAGAAUUUGGAAAACGCAGGUCUCAAUAAUGUGCCCAUGUUCUUCAUUUCUCCAGUAGCAGAUAGCUCGUUAGCAUAUUCAAAUAUUUUGGCUGAAUGGCUGAGUUCAGCAAAACAAAAUAAAGUCUACCUGCCCGAUGACCCCUUUCCACAUGCCUUUUAUUUGCGUAAUUCAAAAUUGAAACAUUAUAAACAUGUGUUUUCGGACGGAUUCAGCAAAGAUUUUCGACAGCCAUGUGUUGUGUUUUGUGGACAUCCAAGCUUGCGAUUCGGCGAUGCUGUUCAUUUUAUAGAGAUGUGGGGCAAUAAUGUCAACAAUUCAAUUAUCUUUACAGAACCCGAUUUCCCAUAUCUUCAAGUUUUAGCGCCAUUCCAACCAUUGGCUAUGAAAGCGUUUUAUUGUCCCAUAGAUACAUCGUUAAAUUAUCAACAGGCGAAUAAAUUGAUUAAAGAGCUUAAGCCUAAUGUUUUGGUGAUACCGGAAGCCUACACCAAACCACAUCCAAAUGCCCCGAAUCUAUUUAUCGAGCAACCAGAUAAAAAGAUUAUAACUUUCAAAUGUGGUGAAAUCAUUCGUUUGCCAUUGAAGCGCAAACUCGAUCGUGUAUUUAUAACUUAUGAUAUGGCGCAAAAAAUUGUGCCUCGAGAUGUGGGUAACGGCGUGGCCGUAUCCACUAUCACUGGCAUUCUUGAAGUCAAGGAUAAGGUGCACAAUAUACAACCAUGCACGGAAACAACAGAUGAUAAGCCGAGUAGCAGUAAAAUGCCUCCCCCAAGCAGAGAGGAUGUGCUCAAGAAUAUGAAGUACGAGUAUGGUACCUUAGAUGUAGAAAUGCUUAAAAAACGUCUAAUGCAAGACGGCAUUACAAAUAUUAAAAUGGAACGCGCUGGCAAUACAAUAACGCUGCAUUUGGUCAAUGAGGAUACAACCAUUAGGUUUGAUGAUAACGAGACGCACAUAAUUUGUGGCGGGAAACAGUCUUUACGCCGUAAGCUCCGCGACUCAGUACUAAAAUGUUUACAAAGCUUUUAAAUAGAGGCUAAGUAUAAAA
Rhagoletis zephyria (snowberry fruit fly) is the source of this 2168-nucleotide messenger RNA. RefSeq names its product integrator complex subunit 9 (gene IntS9). Gene Ontology annotation, biological process: snRNA 3'-end processing. NCBI's taxonomy places the organism in Eukaryota, Metazoa, Arthropoda, Insecta, Diptera, Tephritidae. Gene Ontology annotation, cellular component: integrator complex. The record is from RefSeq and is a predicted model, not a curated record.